AAUAUUAUAAUGUUAUAUCAGCCAUUAUUCUAGAUCAUGUUUGCUCUACAACCAUGGAAAUAGCUAGGAAGUCGAUCUAUCUCAUUUACCUUUCUGGUCCAAUGUCUUGAAUGAUAUCAAGUGAAUGAAACCUUAAUUUAAACUAGCAGCAAAGUGUUAAUCUGCUCUAGAAAUUGAAAUUUGAGGAAAAAAGAGAGGAGGAAAGUUGAAAAAAACAAAGGAAAGGAAAAAAAGGAGAUGAGCAUAUAUACGAGGCCAUGAUUUACCAUGCGGGGGAGUUGGUAAGAACAUGACGUGACGUUUGGUGAUGUGAAUCGUCAGGGCGCCAUCACAUCGGACGGAAACAACGUGGUUGCCUACGUUGUGGGUCCCUUUUUCCUCUACCACCUUCGCAUCAACCGAGCUCUAGCCACCCUCCUGAUCUAUUCUUCUUUGCUUUCUACCUUCACAUAUCAUUACUAAAUUAUAGUCUUAAUUUACAUUAUCUUAAUAUAACAUGCAUCAUAUUGAUGCAUAAUCCUUUAGUUGCUCAUUCUCAAUCACUAUAUAUAUACACACCAUUCUCUCCAUUGGAGACACCUUAAUUCCAUUUCCUCAUUCUCCCCCAUUUCUUCUUCCAACCAACAUCUCUUUCUCUUCUUCUUUCUCCUCCAAAAGCUAAACCUUGUCUCCCUCCUUUUUCUAGACCCACCCAUCCUCCCUUUCCACCAGAAGCUUUUCCUCCAUCUUUUGGUUCUUAUUCCAUCCCAAAAACUCAGCCCUAUUGCACCCACCACACUACAGCUAUCCUUCCUUUCCUUUCCUUUCCUUUCCUUUCUUCCUGAAACCCAGACUCCUACUCCAACCAAGUCCUACUUCUUCUACAUACUCUUUCUUCGUUUCAUGAACGAAACUGAGUAGGCUUUCCACCUAACGAAGUAUAGAGUAGAAUGGAUUAAGUUAGGAGCGAGCAAGAGCAACCCAAUUGUUCAGCUUUUUUCCCCCGGAAGUAGUAACAAAAAAGAUUGCGAGGAUCGAUGUCGGCCGCCACCUCCGGCUCCAACUCGAACAGCUCGAUGAGUUCGGGCGCCAGCGAAGGGCGGCUGAGCCGCUACGAGUCGCAGAAGCGGCGAGACUGGAACACGUUCGGGCAGUACCUGAAGAACCACCGGCCGCCGCUGGCGCUCUCGCGGUGCAGCGGCGCGCACGUCCUGGAGUUCCUGCGGUACCUGGACCAGUUCGGGAAGACCAAGGUCCACACCGCCGGGUGCCCCUUCUUCGGCCACCCGUGCCCCCCGGCACCCUGCCCCUGCCCCCUCCGCCAGGCCUGGGGCAGCCUCGACGCCCUCGUCGGCCGCCUCCGCGCCGCCUUCGAGGAGAAUGGCGGCCACCCGGCGGUCAACCCCUUCGGCGCCCGCGCUGUGAGGCUCUACCUCAGGGAAGUGAGAGACUCGCAGGCCAAGGCGAGAGGGAUCACGUACGAGAAGAAGAAGCGGAAGCCUCUGCCGCCCCCAGUACCGCUGCAGGCCGCUGCUCCAGCGCCGGCAUCAUCAGCGUCGCCGGCAACUUCCAUUCUGCAUCCUGAUCUGAAUUCGAUGACUUCGGGCAAUAUGGAUUGCCCAAGUUACCAGUACGGCCAUGCGAUCUUCCUCGGCGGUCAGGCCGACGACGAGCUUGUUAUGGCGGUCAUCGACUCUCGCAGUGGUGCUCUCUUGCCGCUGCCGGUGUUUAAUUAGUAUGACUGCAGUAGCUCUUCUUAUAGUAGAACGAUGUUAGUAGGUAGGUUGAUAUGAGCAAGCUAGCUUGUGGGUGGCUAUAAAUCUCUUGUUGACAAGAGACAGUGCUGUGGUUCUUGGAAUUUUAUGAUUGUGUUUUACGAACUUAUGCAUAUGUUUUUGUUCGUCAUCAUGUUUUUAAGUGUACUGUGGUUUUGUUAAGUGUGUUUGUUUGACUU
This is a messenger RNA of Phoenix dactylifera (date palm), 1933 nucleotides long. RefSeq names its product protein G1-like1. Gene Ontology annotation, biological process: mRNA transcription; response to light stimulus. Gene Ontology annotation, cellular component: nucleus. The record is from RefSeq and is a predicted model, not a curated record. NCBI's taxonomy places the organism in Eukaryota, Viridiplantae, Streptophyta, Magnoliopsida, Arecales, Arecaceae.